CCUGCAGUGCGUGCCGCCGAAGCUGAAGCUAAACGGCGCCGUCGACAAGACCCGGAAGUGCGCGACGCCGAGGCAGAGGCUCAUCGCCGCCGCCGAGAGCAGCCAGAAGUGAGCGCUGCUGAAGCUCAAUCUAAGCGCCGCCGUCGAGAGGACCCUGAAGUGCGCGACGCCGAAGCAGAGGCUCAUCGCCGCCGCCGAGAGCAGCCAGGAGUGAGCGCCGCCGAAGCGGAAGCCAAGCAAAAGGCAAGGAUCGCUAAGCCUGACGGUGCAACAAAAAUUUUCCAACGGCUGUUUAGAGACAACCCGUUUGGGAGCGUAUGUUCAGUCUGUGACCGGCUCUGGUUCCAAAACGACUUGCAACCGCUACCGGACAGAUGUCACGAGACCCUAGAGCAAUCAUUUCCAAACUCGGACCUAACCCAAUUCAAACUGUGCUCGACCUGCAUACAAUCAGUGCACAAGUGUCAUAUUCCUCAUCUUUCCUCAAGUAACGGUUAUGUAUAUCCCCCGAAGCCAGCCCACCUCCCACAAUUGAACGCGGUGAGUGAGAGACUCAUAUCUCCACGAAUUCCUUUCAUGCAACUGCGACGGCUGAUGCACGGUGCAGGUCAGCACGGCAUUAAGGGACCAGUAGUGAACGUCUGUGUUGAUGUGGACGACAUGGUGACAAUGUUGCCUCGUGCCAUCGAACAAGACCGAGCCCUCAAUGUACAUUUGAAGCGGCGCAUGCUUGCGAAGACGACCUACCUGGCAGGGGCAGUAAAAAAAUGUGAUCUGCUGCCGUGGCUUAAGCUGCUGUGUGAUAGCACGCUGUACAAGCAUUAUAAUAUAAAGUGCGAUUUUGCCCGUUUGGGCGAUAUCGUAGAAGUGGACGAACACGACGAGAUCGAGUUGCUCCCGCAAUGCUCAGACCUCAACGAUCCGAUCCAAGUGGCUACAGCCAUGACUCUGGCUCAGCACACUCUCGUAUGGGACGAAGACAAGUUUCUAGCGAUUGCGCCAGAUCUAUCUCGGUGA
Molecule: messenger RNA, 1017 nt
Organism: Ixodes scapularis (black-legged tick)
Lineage: Eukaryota; Metazoa; Arthropoda; Arachnida; Ixodida; Ixodidae
Exons: 3
Source: RefSeq, a predicted model, not a curated record